Molecule: messenger RNA, 402 nt
Organism: Dovyalis caffra
Lineage: Eukaryota; Viridiplantae; Streptophyta; Magnoliopsida; Malpighiales; Salicaceae
Source: the annotation of a GenBank genome assembly
AUGGGAGUGAGAGCUAGCAAGUUGAGCAAACUAAUUGGAGCUGGAGGAGUUAAGAGACUGGGACGUAAUAGUACUCCGUUGCCACCUAAAGGUUAUGUUCCUGUUUGCGUAGGGUUUAACAAUGAUACUAGGCGCUUCAUUGUUCAUACAAAAGCACUUGGGGAUGCAGAUUUUUCGGAGCUUCUCUAUAAAUCAGCUGAAGAAUAUGGUUUUGAUAACGAAGGCAUUCUGAGGAUUGCAUAUGAAGCAAAGGAUUUCGAGGAGUGGAUGAUUACUAGGGCUAAGGGAGAGGUCAUUCGGGAUUAUUUGUUUUACUUUUAUCAACUCUUGGUUAGAUUGGUAAAAUUGAAGAACAAUUUUGAGCAAGCAGCUAGACAAGAAUCGGUAAUCAGCUUAGCUUAG